Setaria italica (foxtail millet) is the source of this 2266-nucleotide messenger RNA. Its product is annotated as pentatricopeptide repeat-containing protein At5g08510. The transcript is spliced from 3 exons. The coding region runs from base 13 to 918 and encodes 301 amino acids. Gene Ontology annotation, molecular function: protein binding; RNA binding. Gene Ontology annotation, biological process: RNA modification. The record is from RefSeq and is a predicted model, not a curated record. NCBI's taxonomy places the organism in Eukaryota, Viridiplantae, Streptophyta, Magnoliopsida, Poales, Poaceae.
ACGUUCUUGGAGAUGUGGGAGAAGGAAGGUGUGCGGCCAAAUGAGCUCACAGUGAGCAGCGUGCUGCCGGCUUGUGCGGCUGUUGGGGCGAUGGAGCUGGGGAGGAAGGUGGAGCGGUACGCAAGGGGGAAGGGCCUUCUGAAGAACUUAUAUGUGGCGAAUGCAUUGGUCGAGAUGUAUGCCAAGUGUGGGAGCAUUCGACGAGCUUGGAAGGUGUUCCAGGGCAUCGGACAGCGAAGGGAUCUUUGUUCUUGGAACUCGAUGAUCAUGGCAUUUGCUGUGCAUGGCCUGUGGAGGGAGGCACUGGUCUUGUUUCAUAAGUUGAGGAUGGCAGGGGUUGAACCAGAUGGUAUUACAUUGCUUGGAGUCAUUUUGGCCUGUACUCAUGGAGGUUUGGUUGAUGAAGGCAAGCUGCUCUUCAACUCAAUGAGAGAAGAGUUCGGUCUUAAACCAAGAAUUGAGCACUAUGGUUGCAUGGUUGACCUGCUUGGGCGUGCCGGUCUCUUUAAAGAAGCUGAGAGUCUGAUAAUGAGCAUGCCAGUGGAACCUGAUGCCAUAAUCUGGGGAGCCUUGCUUGGAGCUUGCAGCUUCCAUGGCAACGUAGAACUAGCAGAAAUAGCAGUAGACAAACUAAUGUGCCUGGAGCCGCAAAACACAGCAAAUCUAGUCAUCCUUUCAAACAUAUAUGCGGCAUGUGGCAAAUGGGAUGGUGUUGCCCGGGUCUGGAAGUUACUGAGGGAAAAAGAUCACAAGAAAUCAGCUGGGUACAGUUACAUUGAGUUCGAUGGCAGGAUGCAUAAGUUCCUGGUUGAGGAUAAGUCGCAUCCAAGAUAUGAGGAGGUAUAUGAAACCCUGGAUAGUGUCACACUUACCAUGAAGCUUGUUGGCUUGGAAAAUUUGGAAGAAGAGGAAUGCUAAUUUUUCCAUUGACACCUUCCUUAUCUUUUUUAAGCCACCUAGAUUUGUGAAGAAACAGAUAUAAAGUCACUCGAGAUUGAUCAUGGAGUCCUUGCUCUGAUCUUUCGUAUAUAACUGAACUGCAAAAGGAUACAUCAAGGAGGCAACAGAAGAUGUGAAUAUCAAGUGAAUGCACCACCUGGAUAUAAACAGAUUUUUUUUUCUAGUACCAAUUACCAAAUGGUUGUUUCUGUUGUGCUUACUAUCAGAGGUGCAAGAGUACCAGGCAGAAAAGAACAUGUAAUUGCAUGACAUACCCCAAGCAGCUCACUGUGGAAGACGCUAGAGGAAACCCUCAAACCUGUAAGCUCUCAACUCACCAAACUCUAGAACACAGAAUGCACACACAAAGGAAAUUGGCACUGCAAAGAUGCAGCUUUUCUGAUUAUAUUGCCCUCUUAUUUGUAUCUGAGAAUGCAUGGCCUUGAUGGGCGAUGACCGAAACUACUGGCCAUAGUGGCCCUAUCAACUAGGACACGUCCUGUGGAGAGAAAUUGACACUACUAACAUCACUUCUUAAAGACCAGGACUUGCUAACAAUCUUGACCAGUUCAGCCGACUACUAACUGAAUGACCACACCUGAAUGAAACUCUGAAACUACUGAACUUGACUGAAAGACAUCUGACUGAAACACAGGGACAGGGAUUACUUCCAAAACCAUGGGUUUAUGCAUGAGAUUGCUUGGAACUAUGAUGCAGGAAUGAGGGAUGUUAUCUUUGUGCCCAUCAUGUUCGCAUGAUUCCCUUCUGUAGUACAUUUCAGCCAUGGUCCAUGGAUCACCCUCAUUGUUUGGAGCCGGAAGCAAGGCAAACAUGAGUUGUCAAAUGGUAGAAAUAAGAAGCCUUAUUUGUCCUCCACUUUCUAAAAAAAAAGUGGACUUGCUCUUUCCCUAUACAGUAUAUGUUUUGUCGUGCUUCAUGAGAUUGUCAAGUGGUAGAAAUAAGAAGUGGGCCUUGGUUACUUUUUUGUAGCUGAAACUGGUACAUUGAACAAAUUUACAACAUUUUUUUGUGCCAUGUGUCAAUCUGGAUUCUGGAAAUUUGAAAAUGACUGCUGCUGCUGGCUGCUGCUUAGGUGUGAACGUACUAGAACAAAAAAGGAGAAAGAUUUGCUCAGAUAGGAGUACAGGACACUCCAGAAGAACACAGAGGACACUGGUCAAUGUUCAGAUUGCCAUGUGAUUUGGAAAAAACAAGUUCUCCGGGUCAGUUUCACAAUUAGGAACAUAAUCAUAAUGUAAGAUGCUUGACAUGACUGGUCAGUGCUGAUGACCGAACAUGAUAGUGAAUAUUAUUUUAUUUUAUGUCA